AUGUUGUACACUUACAUAGGAAAUACCUCUGUUCCGAUCGAGGACCCGGAAGAAGAACCACAAAUAGAAAAUCCAGAGGAGGCGGUGUAUUAUAAUGACCUGUCUGUUGCAAAGGAUAUCGCUGUUUCGGACCUACUGAAUAUAAUCACACAGAGAGAAGCCAAGAAAAACGAAGGAUUUCUUAAGGAGUUCAAGAUGCUUCCAUAUGGAGAAAGAUUUGAUUGUGAAAGCGCAAAAACAGAGGAAAACAUGUCCAAAAACAGAUUCAAAACCACCUUUCCAUAUGAUCAUUCCCGCGUUAUUUUAGAAGCUAGUCAGGGCUUUGCUUCCGAUUACAUUAAUGCAAACUACAUUGAGAAUAUGGAAGGGAAACGGGAAUUCAUUGCAUCUCAAGGCCCACUUAAAAACACUAUUGUUGACCACUGGAGAAUGAUAUGGCAGGAACAAGUAGAAUACAUUGUAAUGCUGACCAACCUUAUUGAGGGACCAAAGGUGAAGUGUCAUCAAUACUGGCCAGAGAAAGAAAAAGAGCUGGAUAUCAAUCCAUUUUUCGUAACAUUGAUUGAAGAGAAACAGUAUGCUUACUUCGUCGAAAGAAGAUUGACACUGCGCAACAAGAAGGUUUCUGGGUCAAGAACGGUCGUACAGUAUCAUUACACCCGAUGGCCAGAUCACGGGACUCCAAAUCCACUGAACCUGGUUGUCUUCCACCGGCACUUUCGACACAAGAUCAGAUCAACACAACAUCCAAUAAUUGUUCACUGCAGUGCUGGGAUAGGGAGAACGGGGACGUUUAUUGCCUUUGACGUUUUGUCUAAAUAUGGCAAGGACAAGGGCAAGGUCAAUGUCAUAGAGUAUGUCAAGGCCAUGCGUAAAGACAGAAUGACAAUGAUACAGAAUGUGGACCAGUACGUGUUUCUGUAUCACGCAUUGCAUGAGUUCUUUAGAGGAAAGGCGCACUAUAAAAAGAGAGAUGAAAUUCUCAGUCUGUAUGGAGAUAUGAACAAACUAGAUGCACAGAAACAACUUACUAAUGAGUUCAAUGAACUGUUUAGUUUAAAACCAAGAUUUGAUCCCAAAGAUUUCAAAAGUGGAAAAACGUUUUUAAAGUUGAAUAUGACUAAAUCAGUUUUACCAGUUGAGCAAUAUCUAGUCUAUCUAACUUCCCAUGUUCCAGGCCGACAAUGUUACUAUAAUGCAGUGACUGUUUCCUCGUUCUCCCGAGAUGACGAAUUUAUAUCUGCUCAAUUUCCGGUGCCUGAAGGGGCCAUAGAUCUUGUUCGUCUGCUUGUUGAUCAUGAGUCAACAUUCCUUAUUUCAUUGAACCCUUUAUCAGAGCUUAAAGAGGAAACUCGUGAAAUCGAGAUACUUGAAUGCCUGAAUUGGAGUUUCAAUGAUACACUACCGAUGGAAACUUCUACUUUGACAAACCUCAUCAAACAGUUCAGACUUUAUCGGAAACAUCAACCAAACGGACACGUAACUGUGCUAUCAAAAGAUGGUGCGACCUGCUGCGGAGUGUUUUGCGCUGUGUAUAACGCCAUAGAACAGCUACAACAGGACGAUGAGGUGGAUAUAUUUACUAUAGUCCAGCAGCUACAGUGCAGAAGACCCGAGAUGAUAUCUACUAAGAAGGAAUAUGAAUUUUGUUUCAAAGUAGUUUCUGAUUUUCUGAAUACCGAGAGUGUUUAUGCCAACACAUGACAGAUUCAUCCUUGAUCUAAUUUAAAAACAUUUAUUCCGACGAAUUCUUGUAAGCGGUAUAAAAAGCACAGUCAAUAUUAUGUGUAAACAUAUAUUUAACCUUUAAACGUUUUGAUUAUAUAUUUUUAUUUUAUUUUAGAGAUACUUACGUCAAUGUGUUUUUUAAAAUAUUACGUUUAUAGAAUACUUAUAUGUUUAAUCAAAGCUCUCUUGCAAUGGUAAUAAUAGUCAUGUGAUGAAUAAAAAUGUAUCUAUGUUUUGUCAUUUUCACUUCUAAAUGCUCCUGAGCCAAAGGCUACGACCAGGUGAUUUUUUAUUUCUGAAGAAAUAGUUUCUGGCGUCUGUCUGUAGUAUGUUUUCUGUCGUCUGUAAACUUGCCACAUUUUAAAUAUCUUCUUAAGAACAACGGGGUCAAAUUCUGAAGUUUAAAAAUAAUCGUUAUAAUCCUUGGGUAAGGGAUUUAAGAUUUGUUUUAAUUAGAGUCCAACUUUAUUUAAGGCAGAUAAUGAAUAUUAUUACAUUUUCAACAGUAAAACGCUAUGAUUUUUCAUCAAAUAAAAGUGAUAUUCUCUCAAAGCGUGAAAGGAUACGAAAGUGAUAUUCUCUGACAGUGUGAAAGGAUAUCAAAGUAAGUAAAAACAGCACAACCAAGCACUUCAGAUAGUGCAGUUUUUUUUCCUAAACCAUGAUCCCAGGGUCACAAUAUGGGGCGGGCAUACUUUUAUGUGUAAUCAUCAAACGUGUUGACUCAAAUUUGUUCCAAUCUUGUCCUCCAGGGGUAGGAUAAGGCAUCUCUGGGUGAACAAAGUUGUAUAAUUAUGGGAAUAUAUAGAAAAAAAAAUUCUUUUAAAAUCGUCUCAACAACAGCAGGACUAGGAAUAGCCCCAUCAAGGUGCAAGCAUCAUUCGAUUAAUUACACCGGCGGGUAUAGUGUGUACACAACGGCGGAUCAUUAUUUUACGCGGAAAUAUAAACAAAAUUCAUAUAAAAAUUCAAAUGAAUCAAUUUGUGCAACACUAAUUGUUUUUACAUGCAAAAUUCCCCAGGUUGUGUGAAUUCAAGGUGUUUUAUGUACUAUGGACACUGGGGUUAGAUGGGGCUAAAAUUGAGUAUUUAAAUUUUCCUAAUACAUGUUGUAUACAAAGAAAAAAAAAGACAUCGAGAAUUAAGGAACACCAAAAACCAUGUAAUCGUAUUGAUAUUGCAAAACUUUCAUGAUAUUAUAGUGCAAGCUCCAUUAUGUCAUAAUCACUCGGGCUAGAAUAUUAGGUCAGAAUAUUUCAUGUGAACUAAAAGGAAAAGGAAAUUUCAAAUCUUAUGAAGAACAGCAGGGCACAGGUGAGCGUUGUAGUAUAUAGACCUCUUGUUGUUUUAUAAGGAUAUAUCACAUUUCUUGAGCCAAAGACUGAAGCUUAUUUUAAAAUACCGAUUAUUAAUUUGCUUAUUAUCUCUUGUCUGUAAAUAUAUUCUUCUCCCAUUACCUCUUUGAAGACUGUUUAUCAAAGAAAAAAAAAAUAUUUGUUUUGAAAAAUGAAGCAUUUUUGUUUCAUCUUUAUUCUUUAGACAUAAUAAUCACUAAGGUUUCUAUGUAUUCACUACAUUGACAUCCAAUGCUUUUGGAGUCUUCGGAAAAAACAAAAAAGGACAUAGUGUUUUAAUAAUGUUUUUCUAUUUUUUUUUUUUUUUUUUUUGGCCUUUAGUCUGCUGACAUACAUAUUAAUGAAGAAUAAAAUAAUGCAGUUUCUUUAUGUUUAUAUUAUAAUUUUUAUACAUAUUUUCCGAAAACUCUGAUC
This is a messenger RNA of Saccostrea echinata, 3497 nucleotides long. RefSeq names its product receptor-type tyrosine-protein phosphatase mu-like. Gene Ontology annotation, molecular function: protein tyrosine phosphatase activity. Gene Ontology annotation, biological process: protein dephosphorylation. NCBI's taxonomy places the organism in Eukaryota, Metazoa, Mollusca, Bivalvia, Ostreida, Ostreidae. Bases 1 to 1704 code for a protein of 567 amino acids. The transcript is spliced from 15 exons. The record is from RefSeq and is a predicted model, not a curated record.